AUGUCAUUAGUAUCUCAUAUUACAUGUUUACUGCAGGUGACAAUUCUUAGAAAUGAAAUUGAUUAUGGAAUACAAUUAGAUUAUGAAUUAGAGACAAAACUCGAAUGGUUUAACAAAAUAAGAAGCAAUUUUGCUGAUAAGCUCAAAUCAUUGUGGAGCUUAGCAGAAAUACAUUGUCCAGUAAAUGAUGAAAUUAAAAAAUUUGCAAAUCAUAUUUCUAAUUUAUGGACGAUCAUGAAUCAACAGAUUUGCAAACAAUAUUCUAAAAUUCAAAUCAUAAGUCACACUCUACCAAAUAUCUCAUUGUCUUCUCUUCUUGAUAAAAUUAGAAAAGAAGCCAUUAUGGUAAAGACAAAAUUACAGACUAAUGAACUGAUGUGUAAUUUAAAUGAUGUAAUAAUGGGAUAUAACUUGUUUAAUGAAAUAGUAGAAUUAUUAAAUAAUCUUGAAAGAUAUGAUAGUAAGGUGCAACAAUAUUUAAUAAUGUCAAAAAUGGUCCCGUAUAUUCUUAAAUUAGAAUCAACAAUUGACAAAUUUGUAUCAAGUACUGCAUUAUUACCAAAAAAUCAAUUAGUUUCCUCAGAACUUAAUGUUUUUUUAUUUGUAUCCAAACUAUUGACUGGUGAACUUAUGGGUAAUGAAAUUAUAAACCCAUAUUAUAUAUUAGCAGAAAAUAUAAUAAAAAAGCCAGUUUUUAUAAUAAAAAGUAAUAAACGAAAGAUCGACGUACCAGUUUUAUCCACGGUUAAAUUGUUAAAAAGUACUAUAUAAUCUGUAAUUUUAAAUAUUAUUCGAAAGUUGAGUUAAAAAUUUAAUAAUGAGUUUUUUUUAUAAAAUAAAAAAUAUUAAUUUCGUUAUAUUAAAAUGAAGAAUAACAA
Vespa crabro (European hornet) is the source of this 878-nucleotide messenger RNA. RefSeq lists its product as uncharacterized. The record is from RefSeq and is a predicted model, not a curated record. The transcript is spliced from 4 exons. NCBI's taxonomy places the organism in Eukaryota, Metazoa, Arthropoda, Insecta, Hymenoptera, Vespidae. The coding region runs from base 1 to 771 and encodes 256 amino acids.